GGUCUAACCGUUUGUGUGUGGUUUUUGUAUUCAACUUCUGUGUGUGGUUCUCUGUUGUGUUUUCCAUGACACUAGUGUGGGUUUAUUGAUCCUUCGUCUAAUACCAUUAUUUCUCUUACAACCUUUGUUGUGUUUGGAUAUACCAUUAUUUACUUUGCAUUUUUCAUUUGAGUUUACUUUGCAUUUGGAUAUACCAUUUCUCUUACUUUGCCUAACUGAUUGUAAAAUGCACCCGAACUGUUUGUUUAAAUACCUCAAUGAGUAUAGAAGGAAGUUGUAGCAAAAAUGGUUAAGCAGAAGAAAUCGAUGGACGGUGGUAGUAAUGAUGAAAGAGUUGACUGGAAAGACCCUAAGGAACUAGAGGCUUUUUGUCGGUUCUAUGCUAUUCAAGUCAUGGAGAGCUAGAGGAAGGCCACUGGAUUUUUGUCCAAAAUUAGGGUUAGUGAAGUGAUUCGGCAGUUGGGUGAGAUUGGAAAAGUGGUGACUUGGCUGCAGAUUAAAAACAAAUGGGAUCAUUUGAGAAAAAUGUGGAAGAAUUAUAACAAGUGUUUGGAGAAUGACACUGGGUUGGGUUAUGAUCCUGGAACUGGGAUGUUUGACGCACCUGAUGAGUGGUGGAACCGAAAGAUUGCGGCAUGUCCCGAUGCAAAAACCUUUAAAACGCAUGGUUUGCCGAAUCGUGAGCUCUUGAACAUCAUGUUUGGAGGCACGGUUGCAACGGGGAAAAAUGCAUUCUACACGAGUGGUCCAAUACCAACGGAAACCACUAAAGGGUCUGGGGACUCCACUAAUAGUAUAGAAUUUGUUGACCCCCAAUGUGAACCCGUUGUGAAUGUUGACGCAAUGAAGGUUGAAGGUCCAUCAUCGUCGAGGGCAGGACCAGCAAUGAAUAAGGGGAAAGGCCUGGCAACUAGUGUCCACAUCUUCAAGCCAAUUUGCAAGAAACAAAAGAAAAAGCGUUCAGCUGCGCAAGAGAUGUCAGACUCUUUGAAGAGUAUCUCAAAUGUUAUUGUUGAAAGAUCUAGUCUAAGUGCCCAUACACCAUCUGCUCCCACAGCAACGGCUUAGGUUAAAGAAAUUCUGGACAUGGUGUUGAGUCUUCCCGGGAUGUACUCGGGUCAUUACCUUCAUUUGUUUAGCACCAUCUACUUCAUGGAAAAAGAGCCAGGUAGACACAUGUUUGCAGCACUUUCCGAUAACAAGGACAUCCAGCUGAAGUGGCUAGAAAAAAGAGUACCAAAGGCACCCUGAUUAUCAUUUUCCGUGAAGGAACAAUAGAUUGUCUCGAUAGGGUUGUGUAGGCUUGGUGUAGUAAUCAAACUUUCAAUGUUGUACCUAUUGCACUAUUAUCUUUUUUUUUUUUUUUUUAUUGGUAAAAACUAAUGCUUGUUAUGAGUGUGUA
This is a messenger RNA of Quercus robur (English oak), 1402 nucleotides long. RefSeq lists its product as uncharacterized. NCBI's taxonomy places the organism in Eukaryota, Viridiplantae, Streptophyta, Magnoliopsida, Fagales, Fagaceae. The transcript has 2 exons. The record is from RefSeq and is a predicted model, not a curated record. Bases 526 to 1068 code for a protein of 180 amino acids.